AUGAAGGUAUUUUCUACCACGAAGACUAAUUCAGCACCUCAAUCAAGUAGAAUGCCUCCAUCUGCACCCAAGACAAGUACAAUAUCUCCAUUUACAACUCAGUCUGACACACAGCCUUCACCUACAUCUCAUGACAGAAUUCACUCGAAGCCGGUUUUUAACAAAAGGAGUAAUUCAGCACAACAGUUUCAUACUCAACCUCCAACUGCACCUCAGUUGAAUAUUGAGCCUCCAUCUGCACCACAGUUACAUAUUCAGCCUCCUUCAGUACCCACACCACAGUUGCACGCUCAGUCUUCAUUUACACAUGUACCUCAAUCUAGUGCUCAACCUUCAAUAGAGUUACAGUAUGACAGUGAAGAGGAAGGAGAAAUAGAGUCCCAAGUGCAACCUUCACAAUCAACAUUGCGUAAAAGAGCUUGGCUUGUUGACACAGUUGAUGAAAACGGCACAAGAAAGACAAAACAACUCACAGUCAAUGAUGUUUGGUGUCUUCCUCCCAAUGAAAAAAUCAUAUUGAAUUGGAAUGAUGAAGGACAACCAAUUGGAGAUAGUGCAGGAUUGUUGAAUAGGUUAGAAUUACUGCCUAAGUUUGAAGUUGACUCUGACCUUUAUAAGAGUUAUAUCUUCAAAUCACUUAACUCAAAGUGGAGAGAGUAUAAACAAGAAUUGUGGCAACAAAGGGAUGAUAGUACACGUAACAGAGAUCAGUUGAUUGAGAUAGUCCCAGAAGGAGUAAAUAGAGACCAUUGGGCUUCUUUUGUUGAUUACCGUCUAAGUUCAAAAACAAAGGAAAAUGCCCAGAAAAAUAGAGAUAAUAGAAAGAAACAAAUAAUUCCUCACACUAGUGGAUCUAAAAGCAUUGCACGAAAGAGGGCAGAGCUGGAACUAGAGUCUGGUCGAAAAGUUAGCAGGGGAGAAGUAUGGACUGUUACACAUAAACAUGCAAAUGGACAUUUUGUUAGCCAGGAAGCCAAAGAAAUUAGUGAAAAAAUUCAAGAAUAUGAAUCAAGCAGAUCUUUAUCCCAAGAAAUAUCUACUCAAGAUUCAUUAGCUCAUGUUUUAGGAAGUAAAGAGCAUUGUGGCCGUGUCCGAGGUUUGGGAUUGGGUCCUUGUCCGUCUCAAGUCUUUGGAUAUCCUGCUCGUUCAUAUAGUGGAAUGUCCUCAUCUCUUUCUUCUUAUAGGGAAUUGCAGAAUCAAGUAACUGUUUUAAAGUCUCAAAUGGAUGAACAAAAUAAAAAAUUUGAUGUAAUGAUGAAUUUUUUCAUUCAGAACUUUCAAGGUCAACUACCUCCAGACUUAGCUAUGUUUCAAAGUUCACCGGUGUCUAAUCAAGGAAGUGCACAACCAACUAAUGUAACUGAUCAUUCUCCUUCAAAUUCUCCAGCUGAAGAGUAG
Molecule: messenger RNA, 1398 nt
Organism: Abrus precatorius (Indian licorice)
Lineage: Eukaryota; Viridiplantae; Streptophyta; Magnoliopsida; Fabales; Fabaceae
Exons: 9
Coding region: 1-1398 (465 amino acids)
Source: RefSeq, a predicted model, not a curated record